Molecule: messenger RNA, 402 nt
Organism: Opisthorchis viverrini
Lineage: Eukaryota; Metazoa; Platyhelminthes; Trematoda; Opisthorchiida; Opisthorchiidae
Exons: 4
Coding region: 1-402 (133 amino acids)
Source: RefSeq, a predicted model, not a curated record
AUGAAGGGAUUACGCGAGGAUUACCCAAAGAAUAUCACAUACCGUGGGAAACCAAGACGAGGUCUGGAGCAUUGUAUAGUUACCUACUUGCUAUUCCUACAGAACUCAGUAAACUGCAUUCAACAAAUACGCUCAUUUGCAAAUCUGGUUUUCGCGGGAGACUCAACUGAAUCUCUCGUUUAUGAUAUUCUUCAUCUGAAUAUGCUGCACAAAGACCGCUUCAUGUUUCAGUUGGUACGGUUGCUGAAAGUUCUUUCACAGCCCACGACCGAUUUCGUCCUUCUUGGAUUGUAUCAGGCACAGUCCUCGCGUUUUCGCCAAUCCUAUGUUCUACCUGAGGCCCAAUUGGACAGAUCUCAACAAGUAAUCCCGUCUGUUUACGAAUUGGAUUGUGAUAGGUGA